UCAGGGUCUGGGGCCUUGGUGGCCGGGUGAAUGAGUGGAGGCUGGAGUUUUCUCGGACUCUGAAGCCCACUGCCCCGUUAGACCCUGCAUGUGUGGCGGGGACACAUGUCACCCCACAGCUCUCUUUGCGUGACCUCCCGACCACUCAUUCCUGCCUAACCCUAGUAUUCCUUCCUUAGCCUCAAGGUCCCAGUGCCACCCUCUCCCCACGACCCCUUUAGUCAGGCAUGCGACCGCCACACGUCCCACUUUGUGUGAUAGACCACUCGCAUCUCUCUCUCCUCCCUCAGUUGCCUUUUCAGAGGUCACCUCCCCCGUAGAGCCUUUGUGCGGGGAUGAGGAGGAGUGUCUUGGAUCGAGAACAGGUCCCUGUAACCCACUGAGCGCCCCUUCAUUCCGUCUCUCUCCGCCCUUUGUAGAGGGUCACCAUGAAGUUCAAUCCCUUCGUGACGUCGGACCGCAGCAAAAACCGGAAACGUCACUUCAAUGCCCCCUCACACGUGCGCAGGAAGAUCAUGUCAUCCCCGCUCUCCAAGGAGCUGCGGCAGAAGUACAGUGUCCGCUCCAUGCCCAUCCGCAAGGACGACGAGGUCCAGGUAGUUCGAGGACACUACAAAGGUCAGCAAAUUGGCAAGGUAGUCCAGGUGUACAGAAAGAAAUAUGUCAUCUACAUCGAGCGGGUGCAGCGUGAGAAGGCCAACGGCACAACCGUCCAUGUGGGCAUUCACCCAUGCAAGGUGGUUAUCACCAGGCUAAAACUGGACAAGGAUCGGAAAAAAAUUCUUGAACACAAAGCCAAGUCUCGACAAGUCGGAAAAGAGAAAGGCAAAUAUAAGGAAGAACUUAUUGAGAAAAUGCAGGAAUAAAUAGAACCUGUUGUGCAACCACAGUUUAACCGGAGAUUUUGAGGCUAGUCCUUUCACUGGAGUCUGAUAAGAGACUGGACAUUUAUGUGGAACAGACAAGAACCUAUGUGUUUGCAGCCAGUAGCGCUACUUAGUGAGAAAAGCAUUAUCACCAGCCAUCGAGGUCUAAUCCUAGCUCUGCCACUGGGCAGUCAUCAGCCAUUGAGCAAAUUACUCAUCUCUGGACUUCCAAAUGGAUGAUGAUACCUGCUCUGCCUUCCUAUCGCAUCGAAAAUGCAAAGAUAAAAUGGCAAGAUCAGAUGGGCCGUUUUUGAGUACUCCUUGAAAGCU
Rhinopithecus roxellana (golden snub-nosed monkey) is the source of this 1196-nucleotide messenger RNA. It is a transcript of the gene RPL26L1, whose product is annotated as ribosomal protein L26 like 1. The coding region runs from base 429 to 866 and encodes 145 amino acids. Gene Ontology annotation, molecular function: structural constituent of ribosome; RNA binding. Gene Ontology annotation, biological process: cytoplasmic translation; ribosomal large subunit biogenesis. Gene Ontology annotation, cellular component: cytosolic large ribosomal subunit; ribosome. NCBI's taxonomy places the organism in Eukaryota, Metazoa, Chordata, Mammalia, Primates, Cercopithecidae. The transcript has 4 exons. The record is from RefSeq and is a predicted model, not a curated record.